Phycodurus eques (leafy seadragon) is the source of this 3383-nucleotide messenger RNA. It is a transcript of the gene rnf14, whose product is annotated as ring finger protein 14. Gene Ontology annotation, cellular component: cytoplasm; ubiquitin ligase complex. The coding region runs from base 269 to 1726 and encodes 485 amino acids. NCBI's taxonomy places the organism in Eukaryota, Metazoa, Chordata, Actinopteri, Syngnathiformes, Syngnathidae. Gene Ontology annotation, biological process: ubiquitin-dependent protein catabolic process; protein polyubiquitination; positive regulation of proteasomal ubiquitin-dependent protein catabolic process. The record is from RefSeq and is a predicted model, not a curated record. The transcript has 9 exons. Gene Ontology annotation, molecular function: ubiquitin protein ligase activity; ubiquitin conjugating enzyme binding; zinc ion binding.
AUCCUGGGAUGGGAUAGUAUAAUUUCGACCAUAAGUGAACUGGUUGCGUGAUAACAGAGAGAUGUUAUACAAGUAUUUUAAAUCUAAAUCAUAAAUGUAAAUGGAUUAAUUAGUUAGGCGUUUAUUUGAAAAUUGGCCCGCGCAACGUGUUGGUUGGGGAUUACCGUAAUGCAUCCUAUAAACAAUCGCUGUGGCUGCUGGCCUGACCGAAGUAUGCAACUGGCACUGUACACACGCCUAUAGCGUUUGGCACGUUUAAGGAAUGUAAAUGUCGCAGGACAAGGCAGACCAGGAGGACGAGCUGCUUGCCUUAGCAAGUAUCUAUGAGGAGGAGUUCCAUCGAGCGGACUCUGCCCAGGCGGGAGAGAUCCAGCUCUGUGUGAAGCUUCCACCUGAUUUUAAAGUUGUUGUCAAAGGGGAGAUGCAAACAGAAUAUAAAAUCAGCUUCUUGCCUCCUUUGGUUCUCAACUUUGAGCUUCCUGAAGACUAUCCAUCCACAAAUUCGCCACUAUUCACUGUCAGCUCAAAAUGGACGACCAGAGGACAGUUGAGCUCUCUGUGCCGACGCCUGGAUGAACUAUGGGAGGAGAACCGAGGAUGCGUGGUCCUCUUUACAUGGAUUCAGUUCCUCAGCGAGGAGGUGCUGGACUUUCUGGACAUCCAGUCGCCUCUCCUAGUCACCAGGCAUGAAAGUAAGGCGAGCGGUGAGCGCAGCAGGAAAGCCGACCACACGGCCACAGUUUGUUCAGAUGUGACACAGCUUGGGAGGCCUUGCUCGGAGAAGAUAAAACGAGAGCUAAAGAAGAAAACAUCUGACCAACAGCCGUCAUCAGGGUCUCCACUGCUGGACCCGCGGGCAAUCGUGUCUAUGGACAUGCGCGUUGACCUCUUACCUCAUCUGCUGGACUUUGACGAGGCGCAACGCCAGAGGGUGUUUGACGUCACGCCGUUCUCCUGCGGCAUCUGCUUUUCGGAGAAACGCGGCGCUGACUGCCUAUGCUUUAAAGAGUGCCAGCACGUCUACUGCAAAGCCUGCAUGACGGAAUACUUCCAGAUCCAAAUACGGGACGGCAACGUGCAGUGCCUUAAUUGCCCUGAGCCCAAGUGCUCCUCUUUAGCCACGCCUAUGCAGGUCAAGCAGCUUGUGGACAAGGAACUCUUCGUUCGCUACGACCGCCUGCUGCUCCAGUCCAGCCUGGACCUUAUGGCCGACGUGGUGUACUGCCCUCGCCACUCCUGCGGUACGGCGGUCAUGGUGGAGCCCGACACCACCAUGGGCAUCUGCUCCGUAUGCCAGUAUGCUUUCUGCACUCUGUGCAAGAUGGGCUACCACGGGGUCUCUCACUGUAAGAUCCCCGCAGAGGAUUUGCGUAGCCUCCGAGAUGAGUACCUGUCGGCUACGACUGAGGGCAAAAAGUUUAUGGAGCAGCGCUUUGGGAAAAGGGUGAUCCAGAAAGCUGUGGAGGAGUCCUUUAGCAGAGACUGGCUCAAUGAGAACUGCAAAUGCUGCCCUUACUGCGGCACCAACAUACAGAAAGUAGACGGCUGCAAUAAAAUGACGUGCACCUCGUGCCGCCAUUACUUCUGCUGGCUCUGUCUGGACCUGCUCAACAAAGCCAACCCGUACAGUCACUUUAACAACCCACACUCACCCUGCUACAAACAACUCUUCCAUGGUGUGGAUCUGGAUGAUGAGGAUGCCUUAUGGAGUGAUGAAGAAGACUGAAGACUUCUUUGUAGUGCUCCCUGCAGGAAUGCACUUUAUCGUACACCAGUCUUUUUAUUUUUUGACUCUUGCAGUGAUGCGCUUUUUCAUGAUAUACACUAAUCAGGCAAUUUAUUAGGGACACUGUAUAAUCGCGUCCAAUUAGAUGUUUAGAAAUCACUUUGUCUUUAUGAUGAUAAAGCACAGUUUUCAUGUUUGCUAUAUAAAGCAUAUCAGUAUGAGGCAACUAAAUUUAUCCCAAAAAAUUGACCUCACCAUCCAUCCAUCCAUUUUCUGAGCCGCUUAUCCCCACAAGGGUCGUGGGAGUGCUGGACCCUAUCCCAGCUAUCAUCGGGCAGGAGGCAGUGUACACCCUGAACUGGUUACCAGCCAAUUGCAGGGCACACAUAAACAAACAACCAUUCACACUCAUGUUCACACCUAGGGGCACUUUAGAGACUUCAAUCAACCUACCAUGCAUGUUUUCAGGAUGUGGGAGGAAACCGGAGUGCCCGGAGAAAAGCCACGCAGGCACGGGGAGAACAUGCAAACUCCACACAGGCGGGGCCGGGGAUUGAACCCCAGAACUGACUGACUGGUUGCCGCAGAACUGAGGCAACCAGUCGUCCACCGUGCCGCUGUUCUGGUUGCCGCAGAACUGAGGCAACCAGUCGUCCACCGUGCCGCCGCUCUAACCAGUCGGCCACCGUUCCGACACAAUACAAUUUUAUUUUUUAAAUGUCACAAGCAUUUUGUGAUUUCUUUGCUUUUUAUAAGAGUUACAAGAUUUGAUGAGCGGGAUCAAAUGCUCUCCCAUGGCCCACGUGCUGUAGGUUGCCCACCCUUGAUUAUGAGCUUAAGUGUGGUGCUGAGAGAGGAUUUUCAUACUUCCAUCAUCUCAUUUCACUACACGGGAAGGCCAAAAUAUCGGGAUAUCACAGUGGUGUGCGCAGUGAAGUUACUGUGUAGUGUGUAUGUCUAUAGCAUGUCUCCCAAUAAUUUUCCAACUCUUUGACUGGCCAAUAUUUGAUUUUGGUGUUUAUGAAUUAAAUGAAAGAACAUUUUGUAUUUAAGGAAAUGUAAUGCCACAAAAUAAAAGUGUCAGGCAGUCAAAGACUGAUUAGAUUUAUUUAUUAUUUUUUUUUUUUUGUGCCCUGUUUGUAUGGAGGUAUUUACAGAAUGAAUGAGCACAAGUGGAGUAUUUGUCCAUUGUGUGCCAAUGCAGACAGUUUGUUUAAGAUGACUGUGGUUCUUUUCCUCUCAAGUCCUUUUAAAAACCUCACUGAUCUGUUUUAGAUCAGGUUUGAUUGUGCCAUCUUUAGUUUUAACCAUGUUUGAAUUUAUUUAAUUUGGAUCAGAGGCUGUUUGUAUGUUGCCAAAAGCUACUAUCCAUUUAAGGGGAGCGUAGAGUUAGGAUGUUUGACAUUUUUGAAUACUGUUUUUACUUGGAACAGAAAGAAACUAUCUUUUUGUUUGUUUGUUUGUUUGUUUCUGCAAAGUAUGUUCCAGCAAAAGAGACAUUGUUCAUUCUUUUAAUCACCUUUCCUGUCAUCACAAGGGCCUUUGUUCAGCUUCAAAAUAAAUGUCACCUGUCUUGGCAUUUAAAUCAUCUAUCCAGCGUCAGUCAUUUGAGUUCACAUUAAAGCUUUGAAAACCCUUGCGUCUUCAGCUCAAACAA